AUGAAGCGUGUACGACCGCACGAUGGCGCUUCCUCAAGCCAGUCUGCUGGAGAAGGGGGGCGAUCGAAAGUCCUCAAGGCAGCAAACCCAGGCACCUCUGGUGCUGUGGAGGAUGGAGCAUCUGCACAAGCUGUGGCUGAAGAGGUGGCCGUGGUCAGCAUUGGGGGAUGGGGCCAUCUGCCACACCAUCUUAUGGACAUGGUGAAAGAGAAAAUGAAGGACACUGGUGAACUGAUGACCAGACAUUCCUUCAAUGCCGAACUCAGCAGGAGUGUAAAAUGGAUGCUGAAAAACUGUCGUCUUGUGAACCAGCACUGGUGCAAGUGGGCCACUGCAGCCACUCAUGCUCUGCACCCAACACUACUUGGAUUGGACAUAGCAUCUGGCAUGGCCAUGAUAACAGGGAGAUUUAAAAGUGUGACUGCUUUAAUUUUGGAACUGGACCCAAGAAUUGGAUCUGUUUUGGGUUAUUUGGAGAAUCUACCCAACUUGACUUACCUGUAUCUGAGUCACGACAGCAUCACAGAUGCAGAGUUGGGAGCUUUGGGGAAAACCAACAACCUCAGAGACUUGAACCUCAGGACAUACCAGCACAUAAGGGGUGAAUGGUUGGAAAAACUCAUGGCCCUUUCCCGCCUGGAGGUUGGAUAUUGCCCUGAGUUUGGUGACGAGGGUUUGGCCUUUCUAUCUGCAAUGAGCUUUCUUGAGGUGCUGGACAUUUCCUCGACUGCAAUAAGUGACGUGGGAUUGAGGUCUCUAGAGCUCGUGACGACCCUCAGGGAGCUGGAUGUUGGUUUUUGUCACGAAAAAGUCAAGGGUUUGGGCCUUAAGAAUCUGACAUUUUUGACCAGUCUGAAUGCAGGGUGCUGCUCGAUCAGUGAUGAAGGGAUGGUUUCUUUGGAGGGUCUGAGCUCUUUGCUGACGCUUGUUUUAUGUGGCUGCAAACACGUAACCGAUGUGGGGUUGAGGUCCUUAAGUUUCUUGAAGAGCAUAACCAUCCUUUCCCUAGCCAGCUGCGACAAGAUUACAGAUGAGUCACUGGCGAUUGUUGGCACUCUUGAUGCCCUCCAGAGAUUGUGCCUACAGAAUUGUGGUCUCAUUAGAGGGAAAGGACUUAGGUACCUUGACAAGCUCCAUGCACUCACCAAUCUCGAUCUGAGUGGGAGGCAUGUGGUCAACGGCGCAGGUGUGAUGUACUUGGAAGGUUUGACUUCUCUGCUGUCCCUAGAUUUGAGCUCCACAGAGAUGGAUGAAAAAGAGGUGACAGAUGAGGCAUUGGUGUCCUUGGGCAGUCUAUGGGCACUCACCAAACUUGACUUGUCGUAUGUUUGGUGCUCCACAGAUCAGUGCUUGAGGUGUCUUACAGCCCUUGUGGCGCUUAAGACUCUUUCCAUCCAUCACUGUGAUUGGGUUUCAGAUUAUGGACUGGGAUUUUUUGCUGGACUUCGUGCUUUGACCUUUCUUGAUAUGAGGUAUUGCAACGACAUCACGGAUGCUGGACUGGUGCACCUGACAGGCCUCAAGGACCUCAACGAACUUCGCAUUGCAGGAUGCCAGAUCUCCAAUGCGGCCCUUCAGUGGUUGGUAGAGUUGGCUUCUCUGAAAGACCUCUGCAUCAAGCCCAAAAAGCGUGCCAACGACAUUGAUGUCGAUGCGUGUAGAGCUGUGCUGCCAAAUGUCAAGUUGGCAUAUUACUUUGAAGGAUGUGAUGAUCCAAUGUAUGAGGAGUUGGUGGCUGGAUUUUAUUCUGGCAUCGAUCAAGACAGCGAUUGGGGCGAAUGGUAUGAAGACGAUCCUGAAGCUUGCGAUGAAUCUGAUGGUCCUGAUUUUACAGGGCCCGAUAUUUCAGAUGGAUGA
Molecule: messenger RNA, 1857 nt
Organism: Ostreobium quekettii
Lineage: Eukaryota; Viridiplantae; Chlorophyta; Ulvophyceae; Bryopsidales; Ostreobiaceae
Source: the annotation of a GenBank genome assembly